This is a messenger RNA of Danio rerio (zebrafish), 1570 nucleotides long. NCBI's taxonomy places the organism in Eukaryota, Metazoa, Chordata, Actinopteri, Cypriniformes, Danionidae. The record is from RefSeq and is marked predicted. Gene Ontology annotation, cellular component: membrane. Gene Ontology annotation, molecular function: signaling receptor activity. Gene Ontology annotation, biological process: adaptive immune response.
AUAAAUAUCACUCAUUUCUGCAAUGAUGUUGCGUGUCGUGAGAUGCAGUUUUCUAUUGGUCCUGAUCUGUUUAAGAUCCUUACGGGCAGCCACAAAUUUGAAAGUUACACAGAUAACUAGAGCUUGUGGGAAACACAUCAGCAUUGAGUGCACUACACAUAAAAGCUCGCAGAAUGGUGUGUACAUGUACAAACAAGAAAGAGCAAGAGAACCACAGGAAAUCUUCUACUUUUACCAAGAAACCCCUCAGUCAAUCACUCUAACCUAUAAACAAAUGAACAAUAAAGUCAUUGUAAGUGGAGUAUUACCCAAUCUUAACGUCACCAUCUUAAAUGUAACUGUCACCGACACUGGAUUUUACUGGUGUGAGUUUAAUUUGGAUGAAAAAAUCACUCUUGGCAAUAUCACUUGGUUAUUGAUAGAAGAAAAUCAAGGGGGAAAUGCUGUUAACAAAUCUAAAGAAAUCGGAAAAGAAUGCACAGAAGAUGCUAUUCCACAUGUAAAGAUCAUCCUCAUUUUGUGUACUGCAAUGUCUCUAGUCUGCUUUUUGUUUUUUUUCUGUGUGAUUGUUAAGAUGAAAGGGUGUUGGAGGAAAAAAAUGACAUUCACACAAUCCAAUCCACCCUCAGACUCAGUUUAUGAAGAGAUGAAACGGAGCAAUUUGGAUCCCCAGUCCAAUGUGCGGACAUUCAUCAACCCUGACUAUCAAUCUACAGUACCAAGGAUCUGUGAUACUGUGAGAUAGUGUAAGAUCAUUGUUUUAAGUAGAAUGAAUAUGACGUGUCUCUAAAUACUGUUGAUCAGUAAUAAUAAUUAAAGAAAUGCAUACUUGUAUAAUAAUAAUUGAAAUGCAGCAGUUGAAGAGAUAUUUUUAGCUGACAAAAUGUCAAGUGUCCCACUUGUGGUUAAGCUUCUCAUGCAUCUGCAAUGGAACCUAUAAUGUAAUGAGCGUAUCUGCAAGCCUCAGUUUGACUGUUAUAAAGUAGAGAAGUACAUUUUACAUCAGAAUAAAAGAAAUGUCAUGGAAAACUUUAAUCUAACAAUUGAAGAAAUUAUUGUUAUAAAAAAUAUACUAUAUUUGACUCUCUGAUGUUCAUUUCACAUUCAACUAGUCACCUUCUUUCAAACGUCGUGGUCAUGUUUUCCAUUCUAUGAAGUCACAUGGUUUUUCUUUUGAUUAACAAUGUUAAAGUUUACUUUAAGUGUGAGCUUAAGUAACCUGCAUGCAAUUGAAAUGCAAUGUGUGCUUUUCAUUUUUGCAUUGGAUUUUAUUUGGUUAUUUUGGUUAAAUGAACUGCAGAUCAUUUACACUGAUUACCUGGACUAUUUAAACACCACUCACAUGCUCUCCGAUUGCUGAGACUUUGUUGGCUGUUGCUGCAUUUCAAAAACUGUUUAUUAUUUUUCUUGCCGUGUUUUGAGCCAUCCGACUGUCUAUAUUGUUUCUGAUUGUUUGCCGCCCUUCUUACCCAUAUUUCUUGUAUUUGGAUUAUGCUUAGGAUUAUCUUUGUAUACCAUGUUUUGACCCUUUCCAACCUGAUUACUCUAAUAAAGCUGUAUUUGUUUCAGA